Caenorhabditis sp. 36 PRJEB53466 is the source of this 3619-nucleotide messenger RNA. NCBI's taxonomy places the organism in Eukaryota, Metazoa, Nematoda, Chromadorea, Rhabditida, Rhabditidae. The record is from the annotation of a GenBank genome assembly.
AUGUUACCUCUUCCGUGGUGGAUUCUGGGGACCGCGCCCUUCGACGAAGAAGAGCAAAUUGACCGAACUGUGGAAGAGUGCAUUCCGAAUGUGAGUGCUUUACAGAAGAAAUUUCGAAAACACCCAUAAAUGUUUCAGCUGGAAAUUCAAGAAUCGAUGCCUUCGACACCGAUCUCUUUGUUCCGAACUCCACAUUCAACAGUGAGUCACUCAGUUCUCGUAUUUAUAAUCGCAUUAUUAAUUUCAGCCGUUUGCGGAAGCUUCCGAUGAACUUCCCAAAAUUGUGAAUCUCUCCACAUUCCUCAAAGUCGCCAAAAGACGUUCUUCGACGACGAUGGAGAGCGGAACUCCGAAACUCAAGAAGACUGUGAAACGACCUAGUGCUGAAAAUAAGACCAGGAACAGUUUUGAACGGAAAGAAACAGAAGUGAUGAACAAAACGAAUGACGGAUUAUCCCUUAUAAAUCUGAAUGAUACUCUCCGGUACGAUUGACACAGGUCCUUUCGUCUUGUACUUAUUUUUCAGAUUCUUCAAUUCGGAAUCUCCACGCGCCGAAAGCCCUAUUCUCAGCAACAAAAUUAAUGACUCAUUUGAGAAUGUGAGCAUUCUGAAUCACACAAACCCAUCAUUCGAAGAAAACGAAAAUGCGAAAAACGAGGAGGAGCAGAGUUCCUUGGAAUUCCCGCCUCGCAAUUAUCCCAUGUUCUUCACUUCGUUCAACGACACGACCGUCGUCUUCAACACGACCAUAUCUGGAGACUUCGACGCCGGACAGAACGAAAAGAAUGCGGAAGUCGAGAAUUGGGUGUUCAAGGGAAACAAGUUCUUGGAUGAGAGUGUGAGUUGACAUGCAAAGAUAAGAACACCAGUCAGUCAUUGUUUCAGAGACAAAAGAAGACUCCGGGCAGAUCUGUUUUCAAAGAGCCAGUCAAGAACCAAACGGUUUCCCUUAAAAAUCAGGUUAUCAAGAAAUACAUUAUCAAGAAGUUAGCGAAACUGUUUUCAGAAAGUUUUACCUCGGUCUAAGCUUGAAAAUGCUACUAUGAAGUAAGUUCCGAGUGCAUUUAUUCGCUAGAAGAUUCCUUGUUUUCAGAUCCGACCAGCCAUCGUGAGUUUGUGUCUCCGUCCUUUGACCGAAGCCAAACCAAUUUGGCCAGUUUUACGUUUUCUGGGACCUCCGAAAUAGUAGAAUGAGGUUCAGACGACGAGAAUGAAGGGGUUUGCAAGUAGACGGAAGAUUCUGAUAAGGAAGAGAGAGAACUCCACGUGUCCAGUUCGACUGCUUCCAUUUCUGAAACCGGAUCCCCUUCCAGAAGCAUUCCGUCCGCAUCCAUCACGUUCGGUUCUUCGACUUCAAGAAUAGUGUCCAACGGAUACGGUGGUUCGUCAGUCAGUGCCGCGUCCCUUUCGUAAUGUUUAUCAGCCGGUUCCGUUUGGUUAGUCUUGUACAAUCCGAGACGUACUCUGAUCCCUUUCUUAUUACAAUAGUUGCGAAGUCUGCAAGCAUUUUAAGAGGUUCAUACUCGAGUUUUCACUUACAAUUUGUAAAUUUGGAUGAAAAUAGAAUUGAAAAGCUGAACGAAGCUCAUAACAGAGCUGCCAACGAAAAGGCCAGCUUGUCCUCCGAGUUCCGAGAUGAAUCCGGCUGUGCUCGUCGUUCUGAUCUCCUUGUACUGUUCGUAUUCCAAAAAAGUGAAACUUGCUUCGAUUCGGAACAUGUAAGACGGAUCAGGAUCGUAAUCGAUACUAGUUGUCAGCUGAACUGUAUUUUCUAUGCGAGAACAUGCGGGAGUGCACUUGUAUCCGAUUGUAGAUGGAGUCAGACUGAUGUUCGCAAAGUUAUUGACAAUUAUGUCUGGUUCACAAAUAGGCACAUCCUUGAGAUACGGCAACUAGAUAUACUUUAUCUUUAGAAUGUAUUCUCUUGGUGAGCCUACCAUGUACUUGUAGUAUGGAACUGUACAAUUGUACUGAUCCACCAGUUGCAUGAGCCAUUUGUAAACAAAACAUGUGAACUUUCCUUGAUAUAUUGGCGCAGUGGAACAUCUGUCGUCACUUUUCGGAAGAAGAAUCAUUGACUUCUGGUAGUAUCGAAUUCGAUUCCAAUCGUUGCUAUUCAAGUAAUAUCUCGGGUACAUUCCGACUUCUUCACUCGAAUCGCCAUUGUACAAAACUAGUUGCGGCUAAAAUGAUGUUCAUUUAGGGUAAUAGACGUUUGCUUACUAGAACGCCGCUGUUCAAAAUAGGACUAGUCAUGUUAUUGAAAAAUAUAGAGACUUUGGAUACUUCGUCAGUGUCGUUUUGGUAAUAGUUGUCGAUGAGACGGAAGCACCUGAGUAUUCUAGUAUUCGAAAAUACUUUUGUGUGUUUAAAACCUUCCACGAAGCAUCGCAUAAGUCGGUCGAAAUAUAUGACAACAAUUAUAUGUGACACUGCCACCGUAACAUGUCUGGAACAUGUCAUUGCAAGUGAAUCCAUUUUCAUUGUACAUGAAAUCGAACAGUUCGUAUUGUGUACGAUCUCCGCGCCAUCUCAAGUAGUACGAAUGAAUUGUGGAUCUAGACAGAAGAGCUUAAAAGUGACAUAUUUGCAUAAAAACCUGUAAGUUUCGUUAAAUAAGUCCGCUUCUGCAUUAUCGAAUCCGAAUCCAGUCAUGGCAUAUUGCAAAAUAUGGAAAUUGGUACUGUUUUCCAAGUAACCGAGGUGGUUGUACAUAUCUGUGCAUAAAUGUAAUCAAAGUUAGAUCAGCAAUUUAACCUUCCAAAACGUUGUAAUAGUUUAUAAAAUCAGGAUUCCGAGGACAAAAAACCAUUGUAGGGAACUUGAGUUGCUUGGUCUGAAGCGUGAUCUUUCGAUUGGAUUUUAAGUCGUUCUCACGGGUAGAAUAGUCAACAGUGUCGUCGUCGCCUGCUCCCCGUACUGCUUCAGAAUCUGGGUUGUAUUGUUAACCGACCAACCAGCACACGCCAUUAUGACCCCCGCCCAGAAAACCUUCUCCAUCAGCGAGUUAGACAUCAUAAAAGCGGAUAGACCAUGAAGCUCUCGAAGCCAAAGAUAUUUACAGUUACAGUGGAAUUUCGCAAUUUUCAUUGCUGGGUCGUAAUUAGUGGUGUUCGCCGAUGCUAUUGUUAUCGGCGAUCUGGAAAAGAAUCCAGUUCAACCAAAAUAUACGAGCUCACAUGAACAUUUCGUUGUCAGGAGGCGGUUUCGUUCUGUACAUAUUUCUCGCAAUGUGCGGAGUUCGACCAGUUUGAUCGGUCUGAUGGCCACAGCUGCAUUUCUGAAUUUAAGUCUUUUUAAGAAAAGAUACGGGCAGAAUUACCUCUUGUGACAUCGGGAAAAAGAGUAAAGUCGUGUUCUUGUGCACCCCGUGAGUAGCCACAAAGAAAUAAUUUAUGAGAUUUGUUAUAUUGAAACCAUAUCAGGUUACCAUUCAUUAACGUGCUUGCAGGACUUCGUCUCAUUGCCAGGAAACGACAGAAACGCCAUCUGGUGAGUGACCAGCCACCGGACCACAACUCUUCUUUUUCAGCUUCGAGAAAGCCUGUCGCGUUGGAGAGAAGACAGACGCCGUCGAGAAAGGCGAAAACCUACAAGAGUCUGAAGGGAAUGUUCUGA